Purpureocillium takamizusanense is the source of this 2409-nucleotide messenger RNA. RefSeq lists its product as uncharacterized. Gene Ontology annotation, molecular function: metal ion transmembrane transporter activity. The transcript is spliced from 3 exons. NCBI's taxonomy places the organism in Eukaryota, Fungi, Ascomycota, Sordariomycetes, Hypocreales, Ophiocordycipitaceae. Gene Ontology annotation, cellular component: membrane. The record is from RefSeq and is a predicted model, not a curated record. Gene Ontology annotation, biological process: zinc ion transport; transmembrane transport. The coding region runs from base 258 to 1526 and encodes 422 amino acids.
AGCCAAUCGAUUCCAGUCCACGUUUCUUCAACUCCGCGACGAAUAAACCUCGUUGCUCCCGAACCAAUUUGUCGCGGCUGGUCCAUCUCGCUCGUCGCCGCCGUACACAAAUCCUCACCUCCCUUCCUGGCUUGUUGCGCCGACUGUUAUUGACGCGUGCCCGCAGCGGCCAUGUCGUUCGCGUAACGGAAUCGUUGACGACGUCCAGCAGCCUCAACGCCGCGCAUCAUGGCUGGGCUCCUUCUACUGCUGGCACUAUGCGCCGUCAUGGCGCUGGCGUAUGUCUAAUAGCCUCAUAUCUGACGAGUUCCCGCCCACUAACGCUCCGCAGCUCGUUCCUCGCCGGCGCCCUUCCGCUGUCCAUGACGCUAUCGCAGUCUCAAUUGCGCUUGAUAUCAAGUAUCGGCGUUGGGGUCCUAGUCGGCACAUCACUCAUAGUGAUCAUCCCAGAGGGGAUCGAAGCAGCAGCGAGCCAAGCAUCGCCGCACGCUCACAAGGCCCGCGACCUCACGCGCAGGGCCCCUUGGAAAUUCGCGAUCGAGGAGCGAAGCGUCCUCAACGCCGCCUCGAGCGCGAGCGCCCACAAUCUACGAGACGAUUUACAUGUAAAAGAAGCCUUGCGAGAGAUCGUGGUCCCCGCUACGACACCACCGACCCCAUCAAAGAGAGACGAUGAGCCGUCGACAGAGAAUCCUCCCCCGGCCCCGGAAACUCCCGGGCACGACAAAGAGAAUCACAAAGAUGGCGAUCACGAGGAACACGAACAAGGCGUCGAGAUACCCGGAUUUGAGGUUGGCUUCUCCAUGGUGCUGGGGUUCGUCCUCAUGUUCCUCAUUGAUCGAUUGCCGAGACACGCGACCGAGACUUUCCAGCCUGUACCACAGACGACGCAUAUGAGCUUGGACAACUUGGGCGGCGGCGACGCCGCGACAGAUGAAGAGUCUGACGGGUUUCUAGGGUCGUUGACGCCGACGCCGAGACGUGCGCGGGGUUUGGCAACGACAGUAGGACUGGUGAUUCAUGCGGCUGCCGACGGCAUCGCCAUGGGGGCAUCAUCAACAACGUCCAAUAUGAAGCUGGGCUUCAUCAUCUUUAUCGCCAUCAUGAUCCACAAGGCCCCGGCUGCAUUUGGACUAACAUCAGUGCUUCUAAGACAAGGCCUAUCCAAGAGAGCAGCGCGUGGCCAUCUUAUCAUCUUCAGCUUGGCCGCCCCGGUGGGCGCCAUCUCGACGUGGCUCCUCGUCACGAUCCUGGGCGGAGAUCACCUCGAAGGGGCCAAGGGGCAAUGGUGGACCGGGAUGUUACUUCUCUUUUCCGGCGGGACGUUUCUUUAUGUCGCCAUGCACGCCAUGCAAGAUGACGGCGCACCACCUGGCCACGAUCACGCGCCAGGAGCCAACGGAUACGCGGAUGGGACGUCCAGCAACCAACGGAAGCCAAAAGGCCCGCAGAUGCGCGACACGUUGGCCACCGUGGCGGGCAUGUUUCUGCCCCUGCUCACGCAGUUUGGGCACCAUCACCACUGAUGGAGUUGCUCGCCGAAUGGCAGAGGCAACGAUGGACGAGAUUAUUAUAGACUGGCGGAGUGCGCAUGGCAGCCAAGCGCAAGUGUACGAAGGAAAAGCCCAAGCAGGCACCAUGAGACAGACACUAUAGACAAGCGCUGCUCAGGUUCAGUGCUCAUCUAGGUGCAUGCCUGCGUCGCAUGUUGGCGAGUUUUGACCCAGGCGAUCGUGACUGAAGCGUUUGCUCUGCAGGAAACGAUGUGCAGGCGCAGCAGCAAACGGCGUUUCGCAUUCAGGCUCUGAUCCCGCUACGGACCUACCUGUAUCGAUUACGGAGCACGUAUCAAGCAAGCAUGGGGUUAGUAAAGUAAUCUCGCUGGUCGCAGCAGGCUCCGCGGGUCCCCUUCUCUCCAUGCAGCCGGUUCAGCCACAUCCUCCGGCAAAGGCGUUCGCAUGAACUGAUGCGGGCCGGACGGUUUGAUGUUCUCGUAGAUGCUGCUAUUUUUUGCAACGAGAGCCGUUGAUCUGACACGGGGCUGGCACGGGGAGCCGCGCUUGCUGGCUGGCCAGCGCUUGAAGGAAAUCUGAGACACUUGGGGAAGGGGGCUGCGCUUUGCUUUGGGCCAGGACGUUCGAAAAUAUUCCGCAAACUACGAGCCCGUCCGGAGGGAGCAGGGAUCCGGGGGCCUGAUUGAUCGAUAGUGUGUUCCGGAUACAAAUAUCGAGUGCGAGUGCCCAGGUAGAGGGCGACGGCCUCAGUGCACUGAGAGUACGCUGGGAAAAGCUGGGGGUUCGUUCCAGUGAUUGCAGCCGUGCGGACUCCCGCUGUGUCAGCAGCUCGCUGUGACACCUGACAAGAUCGAGCCUGGGCGUCGCGUCUAAUGUCAGUAGUACCUAGAUUCGC